GGGACACCCAAUGGAAAAGCAAAAGGUAAAAUAAAAAGUUGGGUUGAAGAUGAUGUAAUUGCCUAGAAGAAAAGUGGGUUGAAGAGUGUGUGAUUGCCUAGAAGAAAUGUGGGGGUUUGCUGUUGCUUGAAGGAAGGAAGAAAGAACCCUGGUACACUACUUUCUGUAUUUGUCGCUUACUCUGAAAAUUCUUCCCCUUUUUCCAGCAUGGAUGUCAAGGUCUGCCUGUUUCUUGUACUACUCGGUGUUGUGUGUUGUAGAGCUAGAGAAUUAGCAUCCCCUGACCUCCUUAUAAUGAAAACCGAGGAUGUUUCAGCAUUGUGGAUAAGUAACUUACAGGCACAGAGACAACUUCAGCUUCUCAAAGAUGUCAGCCAUAGUAAAGCAUUAUUCACAAUGUGUGAAGAAUAUACCGCGACUGCACUUGGUUACCUUGCUAAUAACAAGACCCAGACAAAGAUGCUUGACCUCCUUCUCACGACCUGUUCAAAGAUGCCAGUAUACAAGCAUGAGUGCACUGCCAUGGUGGAUCAAUAUGUUCCUCUCUUCUUCUUAAAGAUCUCCACUAUAAAACCCGACGACAUUUGCCAAAAGGUUGACCUUUGCCAGAAAGUGGUUUCCAUCUCUCAACAGUUCUCCCAAAAUGGCUGCAACUUAUGCCAUCAAGUGGUUAGAGAGACACUAUCAAAAAUGAAAGAUCCUGACAGUCAGUUAGAUAUACUUCAGUUGCUCUUGAGGGCAUGUGGAUCUGUUGAAAAAUAUGCUAAUAAGUGCAAGAAAAUGGUCUUCGAAUAUGCACCAGUGAUCCUCAUUAACGCGGAGCAUUUUCUGGAGAAAAAUGAUGUAUGCACUAUUCUGUUUGAGUGUCCGCCUGAUGUUGGUAAAGAGAAAGCAUUACCAAAGACACAAACUUCAUUGCCCAAAUGCACAGGAAGCACAAUGCUCAAAGCAUACUGUUUGGGAAAAACAAUUUUGGUGUCACUGUGUACACGAACGUGGAUUACGCGUUUGUUGUUGCUCUGGUUGUGAUUCUGGAAGAGAUUAAUGUGGAUCGAUCAGGUGAAGAUUAAGAUUGUAAUCACGAGUGUUGCCAGUAUAUGAUGUAUAUUUUGUUUGAGCCGCGCGAUUUGGCUUUACUUGAGGGAGUGUUUGAUUGCAAGAUUUGCCUAUGUAGUAUAAGCUAUGUUGCUCAGACUUUUUAAAAAUGUCAACGGCUGCGUCAUAUGUGUCAGAUUCUCCAAAAAUAGUGUAUUUUUGGAAAGGUCGACACGGAUGCAGCAUCAAAAAGCGAAGAGCGAGCACAACACAACUUAGAGUAAAAGUGUGUAAUGUUGUAUUGUUUGGAAGCUUUCAGACAGAUAAUUACAAACUACUAUAUUGUACUUUUUUUGCAUUUCAUUAUGUAAUGAGUUAUUUUCUAGGU
Messenger RNA from Solanum stenotomum, 1423 nucleotides. RefSeq lists its product as uncharacterized. NCBI's taxonomy places the organism in Eukaryota, Viridiplantae, Streptophyta, Magnoliopsida, Solanales, Solanaceae. The coding region runs from base 208 to 1029 and encodes 273 amino acids. The transcript has 6 exons. Gene Ontology annotation, biological process: lipid metabolic process. The record is from RefSeq and is a predicted model, not a curated record.